AUGGCCGAUCUGCGCAUCUCCCAAGUGCUUCCAACAGUGAAAUGUUCAGACUGCAAUCAACCAGUGCACGUCCGGCAUCUUGCAGAUCACGUUUGCGCAACAGCUCCACCCCUUCCUUCAUUUCCACCACAACCACCUCCACCACAACCAAUGACAACGACAUCGUCGCCUUCUCCUAUAAAGAUUGAUACAUCCCCUGCAACAGUACGGCCUACAAAGAAUCAUCAUCACACCAAGAGCAGUGUAUCCCCUACCAGUGGCUCAAAGUUUAAUUUCCAGUUUUGGACCGGCAAGGCAAGAGAUACUUUACGUAGUGCAACGCAGAGUCGUAAAGGAAGCCAUCCACGACAACAAUCACCACCUCCACAACCACCAUCCAGUAUUGGAUCACCAGGACCAGCUCCCUAUGAACAUGCAAUCACUACAGGAGGUUACCAAGGCUACCAUGGAAAGACAUCAACCGCCAAGACAAUCCAAUUCCAAGACAGACAAUGGCAUAGCAACGACUCUGAUGAGUUUUUGGUAUCACCUAUUCUUGAUUUUACACCUCCUUUUGCCCAGUCGUCGUUUGAACGUAAAAACAGCACAUCACCUGCACCACCAGCAUCGAUAUUAAAUCAGCAAAGAACAACAAAACCCAUGGCAUCCCAAUCAACAUCCAGUGAUGAAAUGUCACCACAAACACCUCGCUUAGGACGACAUCCUUUGGAUGCGCUUGAUUAUGAUUUAUUCAAUAAGCGACCCACGGCAGCAGCAACAACAAUCAACCAUCAUCAUCAUCAUCAAUGUACACGUUGUAGACGAGAUGUGGCGAAUGACGGUAUCCGAAUGGGCCAGGAGAUGUACCAUGUUCAAUGCUUUUCGUGUUUCACAUGUCGUAGUCGAUUGGAUCCUCGUUUGCCACCCCAUGAAUACCAAGGCCGCAUUUACUGUGAAACUGAUUACAACAUGAUGGUCAGGCGACGUAUCAUUUGUGCUGCAUGUGAACAACCCAUUGGACCUCAUGUGCGUCCCACGCUUGCUCUUGGCCAAUACUAUCAUCCCGAACACAUCCGAUGCUUUCAUUGCAAUAAGCCCAUCAAUCCUGAAAUGACUGGUAUCGUCGAACGUAAGGGAAAACUGUUUUGUCGUCCCGAUUUCAACAAGUUGUACUUGCCAAAAUGCCGAGGAUGUGGCCGUGCCGUGGAAAAAGAAGCUGUGUCAUCGGCUGAUGGUAAACUCAAGGGGAAAUGGCACAAACACUGCUUCCGUUGUCAUGAAUGCCAAGAACCCUUUCCUGAUAACACCUUUUACAUUUACAACAACGCGCCUUAUUGUCGUCGAGAUUACCACAAGAUGAACCGCUCUCUUUGCAAAGGAUGUGAUGAACCUGUUGAAGGACGAUGUGCACAAACCGUGGAGGGGUGGCGUUUUCAUCCACAAUGUUUCACGUGUUGCAUUUGUCGAUGCCUGAUCACUGACGUCUAUUACAUGACCGACAACCUCAUCUUUUGUCCACAGGAUAAGCAAUUUAGAUCCGAAAAACGACACACUUUCUUCCAGCAACUAUGA
Messenger RNA from Lichtheimia ornata, 1551 nucleotides. RefSeq lists its product as uncharacterized. The coding region runs from base 1 to 1551 and encodes 516 amino acids. NCBI's taxonomy places the organism in Eukaryota, Fungi, Mucoromycota, Mucoromycetes, Mucorales, Lichtheimiaceae. The record is from RefSeq and is a predicted model, not a curated record. Gene Ontology annotation, molecular function: transcription coregulator activity. The transcript is spliced from 8 exons. Gene Ontology annotation, cellular component: Z disc; nucleus.